AUGUCUGAUUCCAAGCCCGCAGUUCUGCUCUUCGGCUCCCUUUCCCUGUCCUUCGACGAGAAGGCCUUUCAACAGCUACACCACUGGGCCUGGGAGACGCUUACGUGCCUUCCCCAUUCCUAUCAAACGAUCGUGGCUGCCGUCCCUGCUCUGGAGUCUGCUUCUACUCUCGAACACCUCCACGACCUCAAGAAGGCCGUCCAACGUCAACAGCCAUUGACCAUACCUUUCCCUCUGCCGAAUUCAGCCCUAAUUCCCCUUGUUGUAGUCUUCCAAUUGACUCAAUAUGCGGAUAUGGUUGAGGAUGCCACCAUCGACCUGGACCCCCGGGUUGACCUCUUCGCUGCAUCAAUCCACGGCCAAGAAACAUUGGGCUUCUGUACCGGUCUCCUCAGUGCCAUCACGGUCUCGAGUGCCCGGAACAAGGAACAGUUCUGCCACUUCGCUGCCGUUGCCGCCCGACUGGGUCUUCUUGUUGGCAUGGUCGUCGACGCAUGUGAUGCCGCGUCUUUGGGGCCGUCACGAUCGCUGAUUGCCGCCUGGAGCUUAGGGAAGAAGGAGAACGAGCUGCAUCAAAUACUCCAAGCCUUUCCAGAGAUAGUGUACCCCUCGCCCCCCUUCGCGCUGAAAGCCCUAGUUGACCUAAAACAGGCGUAUUUGUCAGUCUACUACGAUGAGGAUCGUGCAACGGUCACCACCGCAGCCUCAACCCUCUCCCCACUGCUGGAACAAUGUCGAGCAGCGGGCAUUCUAGCUGCAGAGGUCGGGCUAUUCGGGCGAUUCCACAGUGAUGCCCACAGCAAUCUUCUUCCAGCUAUUCUCGACUUCUGUGACGCCCACCCGAGCUUUCAGUUUCCGGACGCCUCAGAACUGGUCAUACCAACACAAUCCAAUGCCGGAGGAGCUUUCAUCCACCGAGGGUUCCUGCACCGCCAUGCUCUUCAGCAGAUCUUGAUAGACCCACCGCAGUGGUUUGCAGCAGUUGACACUGUCCGCAAAUCACGGCUGCAAGAAGACGACGCUCAUGUUGUCUCCUUCGGCACAGAGCGCUGUAUCCCACCCUCUCUCAUGCGCACAGUCGGUCAAAAGGUGAUCCAAGCGCCCGUGCCUGGGAGCUCGCAGGCUGCCUGGUACACGGAUUCCGGCAAUGAAAUUGCCGUUGUCGGGAUGGCGUGCAAAACCGCCGGUGCGGACAACCUCGAGGAAUUCUGGGACCUACUUUGCGCGGGGGAGUCUCAGCACAAGGAAGUACCCAAGGAGCGUUUUGGUUUUGAAACUGUCUUUCGAGACGUCGACCACAAGCGCAAGUGGUUUGGGAACUUCAUCAAUGGUCAUGACGAAUUUGAUCACAAAUUCUUCAAGAAAAGCCCAAGGGAAAGCGCUACAAUGGCUAGCCGAGCCCUCGGCAGUCCCAAAAGCUCGCACUUUCAAUCUAUCAACAUCAUUUGCGACAAUGGGUGGAACAACUUGGUGGAUGCAACACUGAGCCUGUGGAAGGCAGGUCUGGGUGUGCAAUUCUGGGCUCACCAGUCGAGUCAAACAAAGGAGCACCCAAUCCUUCUAUUGCCGCCCUACCAGUUUGAGCGUUCAAAGCAUUGGAUUGAACUCAAGACGCCCCCAAGAAUUACUUCGGAAGAAGACUUGAGACCAAAGAUCAUGGAGCAGGACCUGCCGGAGAAGCUUUUCAAGUUCGUCGGGUACGAAGACAAGGCCGAGCGGCAAGCGAGAUUCCGUAUCAAUACGCUGGCCGCCGAGUACGACGAACUCCUUCGUGGACACGUCAUUGCUCAGACAGCGCCUAUCUGCCCUGCCACUAUUCAGCUUGAUAUAGUCAUUGAAGCAGUACGCAGCAUCAAGCCAGCUUUCUCAUCAUCCAAGCUAGAGCCCAGGCUGUACAACGUCGAGAACGCCUCGCCACUCUGCAUCAACCUGGGGCAGGCAGUAUGGGUCGAGGCGGUUACGGAAGGUAGCGCAGCAACAACUUGGAACUUUCAGGUUUUCAGCAAUGACCUUCAGAACGAAGCCCCGCGCACAGUCCAUACCACCGGUCAGAUCGUCUUUCAGUCCGUCGAUGAUCUCGCACUGAAACUUGAGUUUGCGCGCCUGGAACGCCAUUUCAGUCACGAACAGUGUCUUGAUAUCCUGCGCAGUAACGAUCCAGACGAAGUCCUGCAGAGUAGAAACAUCCACAAAAUCUUCGCCGAGAUCGUGCACUACGGAGAGGAGUAUCGCGGGCUGCAGAAGCUGGUGAGCAAGGGAAACCAAUCGGCAGAUUUAGUAGCCAAGCAGUAUAAUCCGGAAUCAUGGCUCGACGGGCAUCUGGCUGACAGCUUCUGUCAGGUUGGAGGCAUCUGUGUCAGCUGUAUGGUUGACCGCACCAUGUCAGAUAUGUAUAUCGCAAAUGGUGUCGAGCAGUGGAUUCGCUCUCCGAGAUUUCACCAGCAAGAUUCGCGGCCUGAUUCGUACCAUGUUCUGGCGACACAUCAUCGACCCUCACCCAAGGCGUUUCUAACAGAUGUCUUUAUAUUCAAUCCGACAAAUGAUUCUCUAAUUGAGGCCAUCUUGAGUAUCAGCUAUGUGAGAGUACCGAAAGCCUCGAUAAGCAGGUUACUAUCGCGUCUUGCCAUGGGAGACUUCCAGAAGGUUGCGGAAGCUUCCACCUCUGAGCCUUUCCAUGGUGAUACCGAUGCAGAGAAAAAGGUUUUAGCAGUUCCCCAAGCACAGGUACAGAGAGCCAGUCCUUCAGCAACCAUCAAAGUGCAGGCACCAGGCAAGUUAGAGACUGCACCAAAGGUGAAGACUAUCCUUGCGGAACUCUCCGGUCUCGAGUUGAAGGAGAUCAAAGAUGACAAGUUGGCACAUGAGAUUGAAGCCGCAUUCCAGAUCACGAUUCCGGAAAAUGAGCUCAUGGAUGUCAUCGACAUUCCCAGCUUGAUGAAGUGUGUGGGAACUGUGAUAGGUGGCGGCGUUGUUACUGCAACGGAAAGCAGUGAUCAAAGCACUUCUGAGAAUGAGGAAAGCGACACAAAGCCCAGCGGCUACACGACGCCGAGUACCGCAUCUGAGGUGGCUGAGCCAGCAAAGUCUGUCCAGAACACCGGACUGAACCUUUCCUUUUGCUCUGUGAUAGAGGCUUUCAAUGAGGUCAAGAGCAAUACCGACGACCAUAUUGUUGAUUACAAGCAGGGCAAUUACUUCGAGACGGUGCUGCCCCUUAAAGAUCAAAUGUGUGUGUCGCUCGUCCUCGAGGCGUUCGACAAGUUGGGACAGCACAUUCGCAAUGCCAAUCCUGGUGACAAAUUUGUCCGCAUUGAACACGCAAGAGAACAUGCCCGACUAGUUGACCACCUGUAUAGAAUGCUCGACGAGGGAGCAGGGCUUGUAAAUAUCGACGGCGAUUGCAUCACUCGCACGGCAGUCCUCCCUCCUUGCUCGAGCAGUGAGAUCCUUGCAGAACUUGCUACUCGCUUCCCUGACCAGAGUAUGGCUGAUGAACUCACCUUAUACACUGGAUCUCAGCUGGCCGAGGUCCUCAGAGGCCAGACAGAUGGGAUCAAGUUGAUCUUCGGAACUCCAAAAGGGCGUGACCUCGUCUUCAACAUGUAUGCGGAAUGGCCGCUCAAUAGGCUAUUCUACCGACAAAUGGAGGGAUUCAUUAGCCGACUCGUUUCUAAAGUCGACAUGGCUCAGGGAGCCAUCAAGAUCUUGGAGAUGGGGGCUGGUACAGGAGGAACGACUAGAUGGCUCGUUCCUCUGCUCGCGGAGUUGAACAUUUCAGUCGAGUACACCUUCACGGAUCUCGCUCCAUCCUUUGUCGCUGCCGCUCGCAAGAGAUUUGGCAAGCAGUAUCCCUUCAUGAAAUUCAGGACACAUGAUAUUGAACAGGCUCCGGCCGACGAUCUUCUCGGCACGCAACACAUCAUCAUCGCCAGUAACGCUGUGCAUGCCACGCACAGUCUCAGGGUGUCUGCAAGUAAUAUCCGCAAGGCCCUACGAUCUGACGGUCUCCUUAUGGUGCUCGAAAUGACAAGUAUCAUGUAUUGGGUCGAUGUCACAUUCGGGCUGUUUGAGGGCUGGUGGUAUUUUGACGAUGAACGCACACAUGCUGUGACGCACGAGUCGCAGUGGGAAACUGAGCUGCACUCGGCUGGAUACGGACACGUCGACUGGACUGAUGGUGCGCGGCCAGAGGACAGACUGGAGAAGCUGAUUAUUGCCUUUGCUUCAGGCGGGAGAUACCUGCGUAAGAUGACGGCCGGAUGGAAGGCUCCUUCGGUGAAGGGAGCUUGGGAAGCCAUGUGGUCCAAAAGCUUGCCAGCAGUCCUGCUUCAGUCUCUGAGACAGAAAGGCAUCUGGCUUCCUGACGAUGCGAUCGACAAACUCACCAUCAUGGAUGCUGAUCUUGCAAGACCGCAACUCGGGCUGUCGAGUCCACAGUACGAAUCCCUUGUCUCAACGACCACGCACAUUAUUCACAACGCCUGGCUCAUGAAUGCGAAAUGGCCGUUAGAUCGAUUCGAGUCCCAGCUUUAUAUCAUGCGCAAUCUGUUAGACUUUGCGUCCGCUGUUGUGGGCCAUGGCUGUAACAUAGUCACAUUUCAGUUCAUCUCCUCCAUUGCAACAGUCGGUCAUUAUCCUCUGCAUACAGGAAGACCUCGGGUCCCGGAAGCGAUGAUGGGAAUCGAAUCUGUUCUCCCCACCGGGUACGGAGACGCAAAGUACAUUUGCGAGCUGAUGCUUGAGUCGACGCUAAGGCUUCACCCAGACAAAUUCCAUGCCAUGACGGUGCGUCCAGGGCAAAUCGCAGGCUCCAGUGAGAGCGGAUACUGGAACCCCCGUGAGCAUUUCUCCUUCGUGAUCAAAUCAUCACAGACACUCGGCGCCCUCCCUCGCUUCGAAGGCCUUCUGUCAUGGGCGCCCGUCGAUUUCGUAGCCGGUACAACCGUCGACUUGCUUUUCCGCGACGACCCACCGUAUCCGGUCUACCAUAUUGAGAACCCGAUCCGCCAGAGGUGGGAAAAUAUAAUGCCUGUGCUUGCAGAUGAGCUGCACCUACCACAGACAAAUAUAAUUCCAUUCUCAGAGUGGGUGCAGCGCGUUCGGGAGUAUAGUCGACAUGCAGGGUCAGAGCGGGAGAAUCCCGCCAUCAUGUUGGUUGAUUUCUUGGAUGAGAACUUUCUGCGCAUAUCUUGCGGUGGGCUCUUGUUGGAGACGAGGAGAUGUCGCGAGCAUUCGAAGACUCUGGCAGAUAUGGACCCGGUUAGUGAGGAUGUGACAGGGUUGUAUAUCAAGAACUGGAGGGCGAUGGAGUUUUUGGAUUGA
This is a messenger RNA of Aspergillus fijiensis CBS 313.89, 5322 nucleotides long. RefSeq lists its product as uncharacterized. The record is from RefSeq and is a predicted model, not a curated record. Lineage: Eukaryota; Fungi; Ascomycota; Eurotiomycetes; Eurotiales; Aspergillaceae. The transcript is spliced from 6 exons. Bases 1 to 5322 code for a protein of 1773 amino acids. Gene Ontology annotation, molecular function: acyltransferase activity.